Molecule: messenger RNA, 2169 nt
Organism: Solanum tuberosum (potato)
Lineage: Eukaryota; Viridiplantae; Streptophyta; Magnoliopsida; Solanales; Solanaceae
Product: proline-rich extensin-like protein EPR1
Exons: 1
Coding region: 1-2169 (722 amino acids)
Source: RefSeq, a predicted model, not a curated record
AUGGCUCAACAUUACAAACUGUCCUCCAUCUUAUUGCUUGCAUUUAUCUACUUUAUACAUGACCACAUGAUUACUACUAUAACAGCACGUCGCAUUCUACAAACUCCUAGUUUCUCAACGCCCACUACCCCUAGUUUCUCAAUGCCUACUACCCCCAGUUUCUCCAAAUCCCCCGGUGUUUCAAAGCCUGCUAGCCCAAGUUUCUCCAAUUCACCUAGUCUUUCGAAGCCCGAGACUCCUAGUUUCUCAAAAUCUGAGACCCUUAGUUUCUCAAAGCCCGAGACACCUAGUUUCUCAACAUCUGAGACCCCUAGUUUCUCAAAGCCCGAAACUCCUAGUUUCUCAAAGCCCGAGACACCUAGUUUCUCAAAGCCUGAGAUUCCUAGUUUCUCAAAACCCGAAACCCCUAGUUCCCCAAGACUCGAAACUCCUAUUUUCAUAAAGCCUGAGACCCCUACUUUCUCAAAGCCCGAAACUCCUACAUUUUCAAAGCCCAAAACCCCUAGUUUAUUAAAGCCCGAGACCCCCAGUUCUCAAAAGCCUGAGACUCCUACUUUUUCAAAGCCCGAGACCCCUAUUUUCUCAAAAUCGGAGACCCAUAGUUUCUCAAAGCCUGAGACUCCUACUUCUCCAAAUCCUGAAACUCCUACUUUCUCAAAGCCCGAGACCCCAAGUUCUCCGAAGCCUGAGACUCCCAGUUUCUCAAAGCCCGAGACCUCUAGUUUCUCAAAGCCCGAGACUCCUACUUUCUCAAAGCCUGAGACACCAAGUUCCCCAAAAUCUGAGACACCUAGUUUUUCAAAACCUGAGACUCCAACUUUCUCAAAGCCUGAGACUCCGAGUUCCCCAAAGUCUGAGACCCCAACUUUCCCAAAGCCUAAAAUCCCAAGUUCUUUAAAACCCGAGACCCCAAGUUCUCCAAAUCUUGAGACCCCUAGUUUCUUAAAGCCCGAGACCCCUAUCUUUUCCAAGCCCGAAACCCCUAGUUUCUCAAAGCCCGAGAUGCCAAGUUCUACAAAACCUGAGACUCCUAGUUUUUCAAAACCUGAGACCCCAACUUUUUCAAAGCCUGAGAUGCUGAGUUCCCCAAAGUCCGAGACCCCUGCUUUCUCAAAGCCUGAAAUCCCAAAUUCUCCAAACCCCGAGACCCCAAGUUUCCCUAAGCCUGUGACUCCUAGUUUUUCAAAGCCCGAAAGCCCUAGUUUCUCAAAUCCCGAGACUCCCAACAUUUCAAAGCUAGAAACCUCAAGUUUCUCUAAGCCUGAGACUCCAAGUUUCUCAAAGCCUGAGACUCCAAGUUCCUCGAAGCCCGAGGCGCCAAGUUCACCAACCCCCGAGAUGCAAAGUUUUACAAAACCCGAGACUCCUAGUUUCUCAAAACCUGAGACUCCAAAUUCUCCAAAGCCCGAGACCCCAAGUUUCCCAAAGCCCGAGACCUCUACUUUUUCAAAACCCCAGACCUCCAAUUCUCCAAAGUCUGAGACUUCAAGUUCUCCAAAGCCCGAGACCUCUAGUUUCUCAAAGUCAGAGACUCCUAGUUUCUCAAAGCCCGAGAUGCCAAGUUCCCCUACGCCUGAGACUCCUAAUUUCUCAAAGCCCGAGACUCCAAGUUUUACAAAGACCGAGGCUCCUAUUUUUUCAAAACCUGAGACCCCAAGUUCUCCAAAGCCCGAGACUCCAAGUUUCUCGACUCCCGAGACUCCUACUUUCUCAAAGCCCGAGACCCCAAGUUCCUCAAAACCCGAGACCUCAAGUUUCUCAAAGCCCGAGACCCCUAGCUUUUCUAAGCCCGAGACUCCUAGUUUUUUAAAUCCCGAGACACCAAGUUCGCCAAAUCCCGAGACAUCAAGUUCUCCAAAGUUUCCGACUCCUAGUUCCUCAAAGCCCGAGACUCCAAGUUCCCCAAAGACCGAGACUCCAAAAUUCCCAAAGCUUGAGACUCCAAGUUCUCCAAAGCCCAAUACACCUAAUUUCCCAGAGCCCGAUACCCCAAGUUUCUCAAAGCCCGAGACCCCAAUUUUUCCAAAACCCAAAACUCCUAGUUCCGAAAAGCCUGAGACACCAAAUUCUCCAAAGCCUGAGACACCAAAUUCUCCAAAGCCUGAGACCCCAAGUUCUCCAAAUUUUGAGACUCCUAGUUUUUCAAAACCCGAGACCUCUAAUUCCUAG